Durio zibethinus is the source of this 1313-nucleotide messenger RNA. Its product is annotated as mitochondrial outer membrane protein porin 2-like. Gene Ontology annotation, cellular component: mitochondrial outer membrane. Gene Ontology annotation, biological process: monoatomic anion transmembrane transport. The record is from RefSeq and is a predicted model, not a curated record. Lineage: Eukaryota; Viridiplantae; Streptophyta; Magnoliopsida; Malvales; Malvaceae. Gene Ontology annotation, molecular function: voltage-gated monoatomic anion channel activity.
UGAUCAUAAUUUCAAUCAAAUCAAACGGUCAAGAACACGCCACUUCCAGAACGGCCACACCUGAUCGUCACUCUUAAAAAUAAUUUUUUAGGCAUUUUCGUGGUCGUCUCCACCACUUCAAAAAAAAAAAACCCUCCGUCCUACGAUUCUGUUUCACCAUUUUUUUUUCUCUCCCAAUUUCUCAGAUCUUUUCCCGGUGAUUUUACUGCCAUGAGUAAGGGACCAGGACUCUUCGUCGAUAUCGGCAAGAAAGCCAAAGAUCUCUUGACAAGAGAUUAUACCUCGGAUCAGAAGUUUACAGUUUCCACUUACACCGGUGCUGGAGUGGCCCUUACAUCAACUGCACUAAAGAAAGGAGGACUUUCUACUGGGGAUAUUGCUGCACUAUACAAGUACAAGAACACUCAAUUUGAUGUCAAAGUCGAUACUGAUUCUAACAUCUCAACGACACUUACAUUCACUGAGAUUCUUCCGUCCACUAAGACCAUUGCAUCAUUCAAAGUGCCUGAUUAUAACUCUGGCAAGUUGGAGGUUCAGUAUUUCCAUGACCAUGCAACCUUUACAACAACAAUUGGUUUGAACCAGACACCAGGUGUUGAUGUCACAGCAACCAUUGGCACGUCCGCUAUCGCUUUUGGUGCAGAGGCAGGUUAUGAUACCACCUCAGGCAAUUUUACUAAGUACACUGCUGGUAUUAGUGUGACAAAACCAGAUUCAUGUGCUUCAAUAAUUCUGGGAGACAAGGGAGACAGCAUAAAAGUAUCAUAUGUGCAUUAUCUGGAUCAGCUGAAGAAGAGUGCUGCUGUGGGUGAGAUCAGCAGAAGGUUUUCCACAAACGAGAACACAUUUACUGUUGGAGGGGCCUAUGCUGUUGACCAUCUCACGCUGAUUAAAGCUAAGCUCAACAAUCAUGGGAGGCUUGGAGCACUGCUGCAGCAUGAAGUCAUACCAAAGUCAUUGCUCACAAUCUCUGGUGAGCUUGACACCAAGGCCUUGGACAAAAGCCCCCGCUUUGGAUUGGCUCUUGCUCUGAAACCUUAAUCGGUUCUUAGCUAUUCAAUGAUGCUUUCGGGAUUUGAUACCUUUAAAAUUCUUUUGUGGUUAUUGAAAAGGGGUGUCAAUAAGUAGCUCCACAGAUGAUUGGUAUUCAUUUCUAGGUUCUCAGUGACUGUGGAUUGAUGAUUGAUACUUUAGGCUUUCCAUGAUUCAAUAUGUAAGUUUUGCGCCAUUUUGAAAAUGGUAAAUUUAAACCUUGUUUUAUUGAGGCGUUCCUUUUAAUUGGUUAAAAGCUUUUCAAGUGUCUUCAUUUGCUA